AGUGCGAGACUCGUCCACCGAAAACAACCUGCAUGGGAGAGGCAGAGAGAGCGGGGAUCUGUACUGAAACAUCAGGGCACAAACGAGUGCUCGGUGUAAUGUGGAAUUAAAACUGCGCAAUUCUGCAAACGUGCUGCGCGUUAUGACCCCCGGCGCUGGCAGGAAAUCUAACAUCAUGUCUGAUGCGACUCAGCCGACCUGCAUGCGGGACGCAGCUCUCCUCAACUAUGGCAUCACAGAUUCAUUCCUUUUCCAACUGAGACGUACUUCUUUUCAGAGGAGACAUUGCAGUUCCUUAGUGCACGAUGAGGAUGAGGAGGAUGAGGAUGAGGAUGAUGUCGGGCCUUUUUGGAAAAGACUAGAACGUUUUGGUGGCCGUGUCACUGAUGUUCGUGCAUGGACACGUUCACAUCACAGAUCACAGCUGAAGUCCCUGUGUAGAGUUUAGGUGAAUAGCAGCAGUGCGAGACCGAAGCGCAGGUUAUUUGCAUUAGGAUUUGGGACUUUAAAGCGCUGAGGAUUUGUGCUGCGUGUCACUCGGCGCGCGACAAGAAACUGCGCAGCUGCGUUUGGCGUCAUUAUUUCUCCAAAAAUGUUUACAAUGAAACGCAAGACGCCUCCCAGCUCAACCAUCCGCGCAUUACCAGUUGACGGUGUGACAGUAUGGCUAAAGUGUGGUUGGCCAACAUGAGAAUCACUCUGGAUGAAAACCUCCAUCAAACACGGUGCAAAUCAACACUGCAUCCAAUCAGUCAGUCAGUAAAUGUGAUCAGAAGCUGCGCACAGAGGAAACAUGAGCAUGGAAAGCCUUGAGGAUGGAGUUACACAGGGCCAGGAAGGAGCCACUCCCAUACAGGAAGAAGACAACAGACCACUAGUAGUUCUCCAAACAGCGUGUGAGUAUUGGUGUGUGGCCCUCUCUCUGCUGCUGUGGAGGGCUUCACGUACACAGCUAGUGUGGCUGGAUGCAUCACACCGUGGAACAAUUUGGUGCGCGCAGCUCACGGGACCCUUUCCCUCUGGAUGGACUCAACCGGGGACCAUGGGCUCCCAUGGGUGGUCGUGCUUGGCCUCCUCCCCCCAGAUGCUCACCUGGUGGUCAACCUCAGUUUCUCCCUCACCUCCCACACAAUCACAUGACCGGAUUAAAUCAUCCAAAUAAAUUUUACAACAGUGGGCCACUGGCACGUGGAGGGGAAAAGCUGGAGCUAUCUCAGGCCUUGUUGCCAGGGUUGCACAGGGAUCUCCGGGUUCCCCCAGGCCCUCCCAGGCCGUGGGAUCCACUUGGUCAGCAUUUUGAGCCAUUGCCUAGUAAUGAUCAUGCCCUUUUGCACAACGGAUACAAUGCUGGACCAUCUGCACACCUCACAGCCAGAGCUAACCAGCUGUUAAAGUAUGGCCCCCCUCCUUUUCAACAUGGUUCCAGGCCCAUGCCUCCAAUGCCAGACUUAUGGGGACAGUCUCAACAACAGAAGCAACAGCCACCUAGAGGCCCUUACUCUCAUGCUGGCCAGUUAAAGCGGACAGCACCCCCUCUGGGAGAGCACUCAGUCAUCCAGCACACCCCUCUUUCCCUAAACAGGCCUAAUGAAGACUGUCCCAGCCCAAGCAAGAGGAAGAGGAGUACUGACUCAGAACAGCAUGCGAUAGGCACCCACCAAUACUCAGUAGGCUCUUCACUGCCCUUGCAGCAUCCUCAGUCCCAUUAUCCCCCUCUCCAAAAAGGGGCAGCAACUUGGGCUCCAGUAGAACGCAAGACAGACUACAAUGAGUUUCAGGACUUGCGCAAACAAGACAUGGGUGACUGUAAUUACAAACAGUAUCCACCCUACAAAACUUCUCCCAUUUCUCCACCUUCCAUCACUUCUGCCAGCAGCUAUGAACACGCCCGUGGUAAUCCACCCCUACCUGUUAAGCCUUCUCAAUCACCACAGUCUCUGGGGUCCUCCUCACAGAAUGCCCACCUCCACCGAGCAACAUUCCCCUUCCCCAACAACAAGCCUUCUGCUCAGACUCCGGGGGAGCAACAGGUCAUUCCCAACCACAAAAUGCAUCCUUCUGAGGUGAGGUCUACUGGCAGCCAGGCACCUCUACCACAAUCUUCAUCAUCCUUGGCUGAUAGAAAAUGCCCAGUCCCCACACCAGCACAUCACACCACCGUGCCUUACAGCCACUCAAAAUUCCAGCCCCAUCCAGGACUGGUUCGCACCACCAGCCCCUCUUGCAACAGUAGGACACAGGUGUCAGCACCUCAGUGCAACCCACAUAAGCCCUGGAGGAACCGGAUCAAACUUGAUAAUCAGGCCUCAGAGUUGGGUCCUUAUCACAGAUCGGUGGAUUCUCAGAUUUCUUCUUCAUCUCUGCAGCAACAGCAGAGUAGAACUGGGAAGAAUAAAGAUGAAGGCACCUCUCAGGCUCGGGCACCAGUUAUCACUUCCACAGUGCCAUCCCUGGAACCUUCAUGUUCUCCUUGUCCAAUGGGGCGCUACAGUAGUGUGGACACUAUGUCCACUAUGAGUUCAGUGUCCUCUUCUAAUGCUUCUCCAGUCAGCGCCAUUAACAGCUGGAAGACUGCACACCCUUCAGCACUAGUCUCAAACCCCUGUCCGACUCUAUCUGCACAAAGUCUCCCACACCAGGAGUUUCAGAGAGCCCAAUCUGGCACAGCAAACCAUCCAAACCACCAACAGAAGGCAAAGAUUCAAGAAUCCCAUCUACCCCACCAAGGGCAGGACAGACCCCAUUACACCCCAGUUGUGUCUUCAGCCACUUCCUCUCUCAGCUCAGGGUUUCAGAGAUCAGGAAAUAAUGUCAUCACCAGCAAGGCCAUUGACAACCUCUUGCAGGCUGCAAGUUCACCCCUUCAUCACUCACAGCCUGCAGUGUCCAUUACUGUGAACACAGACCUUCAACAACAGUCUGAUGCUUUACAUCAUAAAUUGCCUCACCAGGUAGCCCCAACCACAUCUCAGGCGCCACCUGCCCAAACAUAUCAAAGGCCAUGUCCACAACCUAGCAUCUCUAGCCCCCAAUCCAUUGAGGAAGCGCUUGCAAAGCUUGAUGCUGAGCUUCGGGGCCAUAUGCGAGCUGAGGAGAGAAGGAAGGAACAAGAGGAAGAAGAGAGAAAACACAACACAGAGAAUGAGAAAGUAAGAAACAAAAAGGUAAAUGAGGAUUCUGCAACUGAGAAUCUGGAGAGCUUGCUGUCAAAUAGUGCUACUGAUCCACCCCCUCCAUGCUUGUCUCCAGCCAUUACACGUUCCACAGUUUCACCGCCAUCCCAGGCAUCUCCACCAUUUCCCUGGCUGAGCAGAGGAGGUGUGUCUACGCGUCCUUUGGCCGCUGGUGCAAGUCCAGUAGAAAGGUCUCGACCACCUCCUCUCACUCCUCAAACAGACUAUGCUCGAGAAAAACAAAGGCAGAGAGAGAAAUGGAAUGCUUCAGUCACUCCUACUUCCCAAAAUACUUCAGGGAUUUCUACAUCUAUAUAUUCCUCCAAACAUGUUCCAACAGAGUCUUCAAAUAAACCAAUACAAACAAAAUCCUGUUCAUCCAAAGUAUCUACCAUGCAGAAGAGCUCUCAUAACAUCAAGGCUGUGGGUCUUGUCCCAAACUCUCCGAACAUGCGAGAACCCCCCAAACUUUACCAGGCCUUUCCCAGGGACACUAUAUCAUCCUCACCAAAAGAUACAUAUCCGGCCAAUCUCCACAAGCAGGCAAAUGGUGGGCUAAGCUCUAGCUUGGAUUCAGAUAGUGCCCAGUUUGAGGAGGAACCAUCUGAGCUCUUGCCUGAUGGUUUGGCAAAUAUUAUGAAGAUGUUGGAUGAGUCCAUUAAAAAGGAGGAAGAACUAUACUCUGGCCAGACUGGUGGGCAGCCUGACCCAGAGAUACCAUUUUCUCUUACAGUGGCACCCAUAAAAAGUUAUUCGUUUGCCCCUGACCUCAUGCCUACCCUGAAACAACCUUCAACAGAGGAAUAUUCUACUGACACCCAUGCUAGCCCACCUGUCCUGAGUCGUCAAGGAUCUUUGGCGUCCCCUUGCAGCCGUACUUCUUCCCUUGAAGAAGAGGAGGAUACACUAAAAAUAAUCCAAAAAUCUGACACUACUGUAAGUACUCAGCCUCAAGAUAGUGGUGUUGGCAUUACGGGAAGUAGUUAUCGCCAUAGUGACUUGGCCAAGCUUUAUGGAAUAUCCGAGGGAGCAAAGAGUGAAUGUGAGGAGGAGGAGGAGGCAGAACAAGAUGAUGACAUACCUUCCUGUUCUCCACCACCUAUGAGGCCACACCUGCAUCAGACAGGUGUGAACAGCAUGUUUAAAAACCUAGCCUCUGUGCUGGGGAGCCAGAAGUAUGCCUACCGUGGGGGACCGUUUGGUCGACCACCACCUUCAGCUCUGGUAGGAGUGAAGUACUCUUCAUCACUUUCAUUGGGCCCAGAUAUUUGCAGACAACAAAGCACUUCUCCCACAUCAGGCUCAAUCAAUCACACAGGCUUUAAGCAUCAAGCCCAAGGCUUAGUGAAUUCUUCCUCUGAACAAACCUAUUCUUUCUCACCAUCAGGAUCGACACCAGAAAGAAAAGAUGUUGUAGUCAGCCAGUCUGAUCUCUCUGGUUGUGAGGAGGAAGACAGGGUAAGAAAGGUGCUAAUGGAUGAAGAUCAUUGUAGUGUAAAUGACUCCACAGAGGUAGAUAGAAAACCAAGGCUAACAACAAUCUCAGAAUCAUCACUUGCUGAGCUGGGUCGUAGUUGUGAGGUGAUGCUAAACCGACAUAAUCUCCCCUCGAUGGUAUCAUCAGACCACAAUGAGAAACAUAUACCACGUAUAUCUGAGAAAGCCAGGAAAAGGGAGCGGGACUAUAAUCAGGAGAAGAAACACAAACGCAGCAGCAGUAGCAAAAAACAUGAGGAAAGAAAAGAGAAAAAGAAAAAACACAGAGAGAAACAAGAAAAUACAUCUUCAUCAUCAAGCUCAAGCCGAAGGCAUAAGGAUGGAAAACCACACAAAGAGAAAAGGGGCCAUGUAGACAGUCAUAAAAAAGACCUCUGGGAGAAAGAAAGAGAAGGAGAGAAAAAGAAAAAGAAAGAGGAAGGGGGUGAAAAAGAGGAAUGGAUAUGCCGGAACAAGGAGAAGAAGACAGGAAGUUCUUCACUGGAUCAUACGGAGUCUUCACCUGCAUUGGGUUCUGCAGACUUUCAGAAGUUAAAGGCUCUGACAGAUGGUCCACCAAAAGAGCUGAAGAUUCGCCUGAUUAAAGUGGAAAGUGGGGAUCGAGAAACCUUCAUUGCCUCUGAAGUUGAGGAGAAGAGAAUUCCACUUGGGGAAAUCACAAUCAAAAACACGGCCAGUGAAAUCAUCAGAUCAUGCAAGGGAGCCCGUAUUAAGGGGAAACACAAGGAGUCCUAUCUACUUCCAGCGUUCUCGGUGAAACCUGUUCUGUCCAUGGAGCACCCAAUCCCACGUGAAAAGCUCAACCCUCCUACACCCAGUAUCUAUCUAGAAAGCAAGAGGGAUGCUUUUUCUCCUGUGCUGCUUCAGUUCUGCACAGACCCCAAGAACCCCAUUACUGUCAUCAGAGGACUAGCAGGCUCUCUCAGACUGAAUUUAGGUCUCUUCUCCACAAAGUCACUGGUGGAGGCAAAUUCAGAACAUUCAGUGGAGGUGAGAACUCAGGUGCAACAGCCAGCAGAUGAGAACUGGGAUCCCAAUGGCACUGGUCAAAUUUGGCUAUGCGAGAGCAGCCGAUCACACACUACCAUAGCCAAAUAUGCCCAGUACCAGGCUUCCAGCUUCCAGGAAAGCCUACAGGAAGAAAAAGCUAGUGAUGAUGAGGAUUAUGAGGAUGAAGAUGAGAAGAAACCUGCCAUUAACUUGGAUAUCACAGGCAGUAACUGCUCAAGCUCCAGUUCAGAGCAGAAAGCUGUGGGGAAAAUCAUCAAAUUUGGUACUAACAUUGACCUCUCUGACCCUAAGAGGUGGAAGCCCCAGCUACAGGAGCUGCAGAAGUUGCCAGCAUUCAUGCGAGUGUCCUCCAGUGGCAAUAUGCUCAGUCAUGUAGGCCACACCAUCCUAGGCAUGAAUACUGUACAGCUUUACAUGAAGGUCCCUGGCAGUCGCACACCAGGUCACCAGGAGAAUAAUAAUUUUUGCUCUGUGAACAUUAACAUUGGCCCUGGAGACUGCGAGUGGUUUGCUGUUCAUGACAACUACUGGGAAGCCAUCAGUGAUAUCUGUGAGAAGCACGGGGUGGAUUAUUUGACAGGCUCAUGGUGGCCAGUGUUGGAGGAUCUCUACAGCGCCAAUAUUCCAGUGUACCGUUUCAUCCAGAGGCCUGGAGAUUUGGUGUGGAUCAAUGCAGGCACUGUACACUGGGUCCAGGCUGUGGGUUGGUGCAAUAACAUUGCGUGGAACGUGGGUCCACUGAAUGGAUACCAGUACCAGUUGGCUCUGGAAAGGUUUGAAUGGAACGAAGUGAAGAAGGUCAAGUCCAUUGUGCCCAUGAUUCAUGUUUCCUGGAAUGUGGCCCACACAGUUAAAGUUACAUGCCCUGACACUUACAAGAUGAUUAAGCACUGUCUCCUGCAGUCCCUGAAGCACAUUCAAAUUCUGAGGGACCAGCUUGUAGCUGCAGGGAAGAAGAUCUCUUACCAGAGCAGAGUUAAAGAUGAACCAGCCUACUAUUGCAACGAGUGUGAUGUGGAGGUUUUUAACCUGUUGUUUGUGACGAGUGAGAACGGGAGUAAGAAGUUGUAUGUGGUGCACUGUGAGGACUGUGCCAGGCAACGCAGCCCCAAUCUCUCCAACGUAGUUGUGCUGGAACAAUACCGUAUCGAGGACCUAAUGAACACCUACGACACUUUCAGCUUGGUAAGAACACAAAAAACAUGCCUCCAGCUCUCGGUGAAAUCAACUCUGCCAUUCACCCCAGCCAUAACCAAAAGUCUUGCUUACCAGGACAGUUUGUUUUAGUUAAAAUCUUUAGUGUUUUAUUUUCCUGCAUUUGUCAUUUUAAAGUACUACUACUGCUAAUACUUGUUGAACAGCCAAUCAUAAGCCAGUUUACAUCAUGUUGUUUACAAAACCAAUAAGCCAAUAAGACAGCAGCCCGACAUACCAAUCUCUGACUGGUCUUAAGGGACUUUACAUCAGAAUGCAGUUUGUGCUGUCGCGUGUAAUUAAUGACAAAAAUGGCAUCUCGGAUUUUUUGUUCUUUGUUUGCAUUUUUUACUUUUGGGUUCUCUUUGUCUUGAAUACUGAAAUGUGUAAAUGCUGUUUAUAUUUUUCAUGGGUGCUGUUUUUUCUUUUCUAUUAAUUUAUUUUAAAAUCUAGAACAGUCUAGAUGUAUACCACAUUGGCCUUGUGACUUGUAUUUAGUAAAAAUAUAAAUGAAUAAUACUAAUAAUAGAUAUAUAAACUUUUUCUAAAGCAUUAAGCAUACAAAAAAAAAACUUUGUUUGGAAUCGUUCAAAAACAUACGGGUUUUAAAAACUUUUUCAAUUUUCGAUACUGUCUCAGAUGCGUGUGUAGUUAAUAUCAUGAUUUUAUUUCCUUAAAAUAAAAUCCAUUUUUACGAGAGCAUUUUAAGAUUACAUCAGGUCUUUUUCCAUUAUAUAUAUUUUUGGCGAAAUUACAAUUUGUCUUUGAAUUUAGUGAAUUGUUUUACCUCUUUUCUUUUUCUUCUUUUUUUGCUUAAUAUAGAUUUAUUCAUGUGGUGUUUUUUUUAUUGUAUAUUUUUUAUUUAACUUCUUUCUCCUAUUUAUUGACUAUAUUAUGUUUUCAUUGUUUGGGGUCAUCAUUGAUGUUUGUGUUCUAUCCUUUUUUAAUAAGUUUUGGAAGGAGAGUUUCAGGGGUGCGUAGUCAAUAAAAAAGGAGUUAUGUUUUCGGACCUUCAAACUGUCCUCAUGGGCUUAUGAUAUGUGACCCCAUGGGGUGAGUCUGAGGGACGGAGACUCCUCUCUCCUGUAGAGUGUAGAAGGCAGAGCAGUUGUAGUGUGUCGUAAUAAAAACCGUCUUUUGUAUAGGGAUGCAAAAGGCCACUUCGUUUUAACCAUCAUUAGCAGCAAAUUGGACAUACAUGCGCAUAAAUUCAGAGCUGUUUCUAAGUAUCUAAAUAUUUUGUGGUGCUCGAGUUUCUUUGAAAUGUAUUAUGAGAGAGAGAACACAGUUGCCAUGCCAACCAUACGGCACAAUCUCUGUUUCUAUUAAAUCUGACCGCAGUUGGUUAUCAUGAACCAAAUAUUGAGGGUCUUUAGGCAUUUUUGUUUUUGAAAAGAAAAAAAAAUGAAUCUGUAAAUACUGUGGCAUUUUACUGGAAUGAGGUUAAGUGUGAAUCGAAUUAUUCAUUCGACUGAAACUGUAAUUUCUCUUUAAUUUUGUCUUAAGCUUGAAUCGAUUAUUUCACAUAUAACAAAACUCUUGGUUACGAUUACGAUACAGAAGGUGCUGUUCUCUUUGAACUACUCUGUCUUUCAGUUUUGUUUCUAAAGAAAAAAAAUCUAUUUUUCCUGUUGCAAUAUAUCUUCUGUUUGUGGUCAUUUAUUUAAGAUUCUGCACUGUUUUAGAGUUCACACAGAAAGCAAACUGAGCCAGACACGUCUUAAACACUUCAUGAGUUUGUGUGACAUUACUAUGAUUAUUAAGAUUAAAUGCUUUUGAUAAA
Molecule: messenger RNA, 8658 nt
Organism: Tachysurus vachellii
Lineage: Eukaryota; Metazoa; Chordata; Actinopteri; Siluriformes; Bagridae
Gene: kdm6ba
Product: lysine (K)-specific demethylase 6B, a
Exons: 23
Coding region: 966-6968 (2000 amino acids)
Biological process (GO): heart development; regulation of gene expression
Cellular component (GO): MLL3/4 complex
Molecular function (GO): chromatin DNA binding; protein binding; histone H3K27me2/H3K27me3 demethylase activity
Source: RefSeq, a predicted model, not a curated record